This is a messenger RNA of Carassius gibelio (silver crucian carp), 3105 nucleotides long. It is a transcript of the gene ugp2b, whose product is annotated as UDP-glucose pyrophosphorylase 2b. Gene Ontology annotation, cellular component: cytoplasm. Gene Ontology annotation, biological process: UDP-alpha-D-glucose metabolic process; glycogen metabolic process. Lineage: Eukaryota; Metazoa; Chordata; Actinopteri; Cypriniformes; Cyprinidae. Bases 383 to 1915 code for a protein of 510 amino acids. The transcript has 10 exons. Gene Ontology annotation, molecular function: UTP:glucose-1-phosphate uridylyltransferase activity. The record is from RefSeq and is a predicted model, not a curated record.
AAUUCCCACAUUUCCACAAAGAGAUCACUUCAUCUUUUAAUUCAACACACCGUCUCCUUUGAAAAAUACAUGCACGCGCGAGUAGUGGUCGUUUAUUGACCCUGCGUUACUCGAUAGUCAGUGGGCGGAGAGAAAGGAGGGAGAGAUGGUUCAUUUAAAAGCGCAUGGACACCAGAGAAAAACGCUCUUGAACAGAAUGAGAGAAGCGAUCAGCUGACCUUCUGUCUUAUUAUUACUACUACCAAUAAACUCUCAAAUCUCGACUGGAUUUAUCUAUGUGGCUGUUUUUUCUCAUGACCUGAACUGGAUUAGGUGGGGGGAAAACAGGAUUAUUGUGAUAUUUAACCGAACUGUAUUUCAUAGAGUUUAGAGCACCGAGACUAUGUCGCUUUACAUUGAAGGUCUGAGUAAAGAGUUACCAAGCAACAGCAACGAGAUGGCUCAGUUUCAGGAAGUGAUGCGGCAGCAGCUGGAGAGCUCGAUGCACGCCGAGCUGGAAAAACUCUUAGGCACAGCCAAAGGUGCAAAAGCUGAGGUGUCUAAGAAGGACUUCGAAGGAUUUAGGAAGUUAUUCCACCGAUUUCUGCAGGUGAAGGGACCUUCAGUAGAGUGGCCAAAAAUCAACAGGCCCCCCGAGGACUCGAUCCAGCCAUAUGAUAAGAUUAAGGCGAAGGGUCUACCGGACAACAUAGCAGACAGUCUGAAUAAGCUGGUGGUGGUGAAGCUGAAUGGAGGUCUGGGAACCAGCAUGGGCUGCAAAGGGCCCAAGAGUCUUAUUAGCGUCCGUAAUGAGAACACAUUCCUGGAUCUAACUGUCCAGCAGAUUGAGCACUUGAAUAAAACAUAUAAUGCUGAUGUUCCACUGGUGCUCAUGAACUCUUUCAAUACGGAUGAAGACACUAAGAAGAUCCUACAAAAAUACACUCACCACAGAGUCAAGAUACACACUUUCAACCAGAGCAGGUAUCCACGGAUAAAUAAGGAGUCAUUGUUGCCGGUCGCUAAGGACAUGGCUAUGACAGGAGAGAAUGCAGAUGUGUGGUAUCCUCCUGGUCAUGGUGACAUUUAUGCCAGCUUUUUUAACUCCGGUCUGUUGGAGCAGCUCAUCGCUGAAGGGAAGGAGUACAUUUUUGUCUCCAACAUUGAUAAUCUGGGUGCAACGGUAGACCUGUAUAUACUGAACCACCUUGUGAGCCAGCCGAAUGGCAAACGCUGCGAGUUCAUCAUGGAGGUCACAGACAAGACCAGAGCAGAUGUGAAGGGAGGAACGCUCAUUCAGUACGAUGGUAAGCUUCGGUUACUGGAAAUCGCCCAGGUUCCCAAAGCUCACGUAGAUGAAUUUAAAUCAGUGUCCAAGUUUAAGAUCUUCAACACCAACAACCUAUGGAUCUCCCUGUCUGCCAUAAAGAGACUACAGGAACAGAAUGCCAUGGACAUGGAAAUCAUAGUCAACCCUAAGACUCUAGAUGGGGGUCUGAAUGUCAUUCAGCUGGAGACUGCAGUGGGUGCUGCCAUCAAGUGCUUUGAUAAUGCCAUGGGCAUCAACGUGCCACGCAGCCGCUUCCUGCCUGUCAAAACCACAUCUGACCUCCUACUGGUUAUGUCCAAUCUGUACAGCCUGGAGGCAGGGUCUCUGACCAUGAGCGAGAAGCGCGAGUUUCCCACAACUCCUCAUGUCAAACUGGGCAGCUCCUUCACCAAGGUUCAGGAAUAUCUUACACGAUUCGAGAGCAUUCCAGACAUGCUAGAGCUGGAUCACUUGACGGUGUCUGGUGACGUGACCUUCGGAAAGCACGUCUCUCUAAAGGGAACGGUCAUCAUCAUAGCCAACCAUGGAGACCGAAUCGACAUUCCAGCCGGCUCUUUGUUGGAAAAUAAAAUAGUGUCCGGAAACCUUCGGAUCCUGGAUCACUGAUGUCUUUGUGUCGUGUAACUUGGAUGCAGAAUUACAUCAUUGACCCACACCUAUCACUGUCCUCAUCAUCAUCAUAACCAAUCACGGAGACACCAUCGACAUUCCCACCAGAUCCACAAAGGAAAGUUCAAGUGUCUGGGAACUUGUGGAUCCUAGAGCACUGACACUUGUGUCAUGUGACCUGGAUGUCAAGUCACAUGACUGACCCAUACCUGGCACUCUCAGAGCCUUCAUUAGAGGUGCUGAUCACAGCACACAGCGUCCCAAACACCAUCAAAUUUCCAUUCCAUUCCAGAGACCUUUAUUUUUGUGGUAGUAGUUUGUGUGUUUUGGUUUCCUGUCCUUUAAUGGUCCUCAAAUUGUAUGUACAUUACACAAAUCUCAUCGUGUAUUGUUUCAGCUUUUCACUCUGCAGUAUUUCUCUCGUUGUAUCUAUGAAAUCUAUGUCCUUUACUUGUUUAAAAAUGUGAAAGAAAGAGUGCAAAGCAAUAAGUGUUCUGCAAAAGUGAAGGCUGACAGUUCUGUCUUUAUGUUCUAGAACCUGGUCUAGAUCCUGAACGUUCUGUGGAAUUAAAUAAAGUGCAAUAUGUAACAGAACAAUAGCAGAAGUUCGCCGUUAAUUAAACACUCCUCCUUGUCUUCUACAGUAGGAAAAAGAAAGCGAGGGAACAAGUAUACGUACAAGGAAGGGAAAGAAAGUGAUAAGCGCAUCUACUAUUUCAGCAGUGUAUGAAGGCUGUAUACAAGGUCCUUCCAGACUCCCUGGAGGCAGGAGGUUAGUGUGUUCCACUGGUCUGUUAAUGUGAAAGCAGCCAAGCAUUAAACUCACUGUUAAUAACCUGCACACGGAGCAAGACACACACACACACACACACUGGUGAUUUUAGAUCAAAGAGGUCCAGAGAUUGUUGUCACAGCCUAACAAUCAGCUCCUGCUCUGACCAAAUUAAUUUAGACAACAUUAUAAUGUAUAGUACUGUAUAUGAAAAACUGGUAUUUAUUUUGAGAUAUGCUAAAGAUUCCAUGUAACAGUGUCAUUCAUUUACUGGUGUUUUUUAAGAUUAACUUUAAUUGAGCGUUAGAUAACGGCAGCAAUUUAAAUGUAAAAAUAAAUAAAUAAGGAAAUGAGCAUGUACCAUUAAAUAUCCAACAUUGUACAAUAGCAGUUAAUAAAGAACCUGUAACAUCCA